CCUUAAAAUACAAACAGACUUUUGUCCUUUAGUAAGGUUAGAUCCCAGCCAGGAGCUGUUCCCUGGACAGUACAGACCAGCUGAGAUUGUACCCAGAACCGAGGGUUUGCGCAGCUCUGUGUGGGCGGGGUCCAGCAAGCCAUAAGAAGCAUUUGGGCACUGAGCAAACAACGUGCGCUGAGCAGAAGCAGGAGAAGCAACAUGGGAGAGCUGAGUGUCCGCUCCGUUCUGGUGACUGGGGCCAACCGGGGAAUCGGCCUCAGGCUGGUCCAGCACCUGCUGGCAUUGUCAAACCCACCUGAGUGGGUCUUUGCAGGCUGCCGGGACCCCAAGGGACAGCGAGCGCAGGAGCUGCAGAAAUUGGCCUCCAAGCACCCCAACCUGGUCAUCAUCCCGCUCGAAGUCACCGAUCCCGCCAGCAUCAAGGCGGCCGCAGCCAGCGUCGGGGAGCGCCUCAAGGGCUCGGGGCUGAACCUCCUCAUCAACAACGCUGGGAUCGUAAGGGCAAACACGCUUGACAAUGAAACACUGAAGGACAUGGCCGAGGUGUACAUGACCAACACCACUGCACCUCUGCUGCUCUGCCAGGCGUUCCUUCCACUGCUGAAGAAGGCAGCCCAGGGGAGCCCAGGCUCAGGGAUGAGCUGCAGCAAGGCAGCCAUCAUCAACAUUUCCAGCUGUUCGGGUUCAAUCAAAGAACUCUACUUAUGGGAAGGUGUGCAAGCUGUCAGUUACCGCUGCAGCAAGGCUGCUCUCAACAUGCUCACCAGGUGCCAGUCCAUGGGGUACCGCGAAAACGGCAUCCUCUGUGUCACUUUCAAUCCUGGAUGGGUGCAAACGGACAUGGGAAAAGCAGGAGGACACAUGCCCCCCGUGACGGUGGACGCGAGCGCAGCAGGGAUGCUGAAGGUGCUCUCCAAGCUCUCCGAGAAGGACAGCGGGUCCUUCCUGGACUGGGAAGGGAACGUUGUGCCCUGGUGAGGUGCUGGCCCGGCCUCGUGCCUGGAUCCUGGCAGUGGCCCCUCUGCUGCUGCCUGAUCUCUGCUAAGUCCUCAGUAAAACCAUAUCUGACAACAGCAAUGCUCUUGUCUCCAUCUCUAUCUCCAACAGCCUCUGCUCCAUGCUUAUAGCCCAUGGAGGGCAGCCACUUCCCAUGGGUGUUCCACUCCUCAAUUUUGUGCAGCAGCACCCUCUGCUCCCAAGCACUGUCACUUUCAAGUAUCUCAAUAAGUGUCAGCUCUCAUUGCUGGAAAUGUUCCCUGCAGGAGGGAAAGUGACUGGGGCCACCACCCAUCUCCGAGGUGUUGCAGUGCCUGGGGCUGGGAACAUCAAGGGUGAAUCGGGUGUGCAGAAUCUCUCCAUGAAGUUUUCCCAAUGCAGCCAGCGGUUUGGGGUCAUAGAGUGAGAUGGAGUUGGUUUACAGGGCACUGCACAGCCACAAAUGGAGCAGACAAUGGCAAGA
This is a messenger RNA of Lagopus muta (rock ptarmigan), 1462 nucleotides long. RefSeq names its product C-factor-like. The transcript has 6 exons. NCBI's taxonomy places the organism in Eukaryota, Metazoa, Chordata, Aves, Galliformes, Phasianidae. The record is from RefSeq and is a predicted model, not a curated record. The coding region runs from base 202 to 981 and encodes 259 amino acids.